AUGGAUUUGAGAAAUCUCUCGAGUACGCCGAACCAGUUGGAUUCGGUUAUGCAGCGUCGUCCUUCGUUGUCGUCAUUGUCGUCGGCAUCAGGGUACGCUUCGUCGAAUUACGGUGGAAAUACCACACCCCAAAUCAGUAAGCUGAGGAUGUCGCAGGGCAGGAACUUUGGGAAUGGAAAUAGUAAUUCGAGCACCAAUUUACAAUCAGCAUGGUUGAAUCAGGGCCCAAUUUCGUCGGGGUCUAAUCAGCCGCUGAACCCGUCUAAUCAGCAUGUUGUUAACACAGUUGGUCCUUGGGUUGAACAACAACAGGCACAACAGCAAGCGGGAGUCGCCUCAUUGAGCGGGCUUGAUAACAAAGUUAUCCCGCUGAACUUGAAUGACAAGAAUUCGAGCAGUAUUAAUGAUAAUGAUAAUGAUAAUGAAGUUAAACAAAAUGCAGCUAAUGACAAUAACGAUGAUGAUGAUGACAUUGAUGAUGAUGAUGAAUUGAUUCCAACUGCUAUCGUUAUUAAAAAUAUUCCAUUUGCAAUCAAGAAAGAACAAUUAUUAGAUGUGAUGACCAAAUUGAACUUACCGUUGCCAUAUGCUUUCAAUUAUCAUUUUGAUAAUGGCGUUUUCAGAGGUUUAGCGUUUGCCAAUUUCACUCUGACCGAUGAAACGUCCUCAGUAGUUGGCCUCUUGAACGGUAGAGAAAUUGGGGGUAGAAAAUUACGUGUGGAAUAUAAGAAGAUGUUACCUGCGCAAGAAAGGGAGAGGAUUGAACGUGAAAAGAGAGAGAAGAGGGGACAAUUAGAAGAACAACACCGCUCGACUUCCAAUGCAUCGUUAGCUUCUUUAUUAUCUGCAGCAUCAACUACUGCUGCUACCAAGAACUUGAGCGUCAAUGGAACCUCCAACAAUCAAACUGAGAGAUUAUUUAUUACAUUUCCAAGCACUAAUGGAAACUUACCAUUACCGCCUUCAGAGUUGAACUUUAAUGACCCUGAAAUUUUAGAAUUAUAUGCUCAGUUGAUUCUUUAUCGUGAUGAUGUGUCUAAAUCCAUUUUCGAGUUAGCUUUUCCGUCAUCUUUGAGUAUAGCUCAUAGAAAGAUUUUGUCUAUAUUAUGUUCAUACUUGAACUUAUUAGAGCUUUAUGACAACGGAUUAAUCAUAAUCAGAAGAAAGCAAGGUCAGCAACCUGUUCACUUAACUCAACAAUCAUCGGCACCUCACCAUUCUUCUUCGAUGAUGAAUUUGAACCAAUUACAGGGAGUUGUAUCCAACCCUCCAAAUGGAGUAGCUCCAGCGGCGCAUCCUGAAUUAUUAAGAUCACAGUCGCAAUCUGCGUUACAGAUGCCGAGAUUAAGACAACAGUCAUCGACGCCUAUCCAACAGAAUUUCCCACAGUAUCAGCAGCAACCUCAAGUGCAACAACAAUCUCAACUCUCGCAUCCUCAAGGUAGUAGUUCGCAAUCACAAUUACAGCAACUGCAACAAUCGCAAUCGCUGCAACAAUCGCAAAGACCUUUGUAUUCGUCAAAUAUUUCUCAGGUUCAGCCUUAUAAUAUGUUUCAACAACCACCUGCGGGCCAUGGUCAAAGCCAGCAAGUUGCAACACCAACUAUGGGUUCAUCUAGUGCGGCUGCCUUAUUGAGAUCUUCUAAUAACAGAUCUUAUGUUGACGUCAGAUCAACACCGCCUUUAUCUACUACGUUUUCCCAACAACCUCAAUCCGGUAAUGAAUCUCCUACCCCCCAACAUUAUCACUUUGGAAAUACUAAUGCAAAUCAUCAAAUCAGUCAGCCAACAACACCAUUGGCUAACACAGAUAUCAACUCAAGAUUUGCGCCAUUCGGCCAACAUGCCCACUUGACUGGAAGUUUUUCAUCAUUACACAACUCCACCAAUAAUGCAUCCCAAGGUCCCUCGAACCCUCAAGCAUCUCAACAAAAUGAAGAAUUCGCUGACUCUGAGGUCUUUGCCAAUAAAUUCAACUCCAUCAAUUUGUCUGGCAAUAACUACGAGAAUUCAAACACGUCCAAUUCGGGGAUUUGGGGCCCAAAAUAA
Debaryomyces fabryi is the source of this 2049-nucleotide messenger RNA. It is a transcript of the gene PIN4, whose product is annotated as Pin4p. Gene Ontology annotation, molecular function: mRNA binding. The record is from RefSeq and is a predicted model, not a curated record. Bases 1 to 2049 code for a protein of 682 amino acids. The transcript has a single exon. Gene Ontology annotation, cellular component: nucleus; cytoplasm. NCBI's taxonomy places the organism in Eukaryota, Fungi, Ascomycota, Pichiomycetes, Serinales, Debaryomycetaceae.